Messenger RNA from Hemicordylus capensis (graceful crag lizard), 5805 nucleotides. RefSeq names its product RAR related orphan receptor B (gene RORB). NCBI's taxonomy places the organism in Eukaryota, Metazoa, Chordata, Lepidosauria, Squamata, Cordylidae. Gene Ontology annotation, molecular function: nuclear receptor activity; RNA polymerase II cis-regulatory region sequence-specific DNA binding; zinc ion binding. The coding region runs from base 1 to 1335 and encodes 444 amino acids. The transcript has 10 exons. Gene Ontology annotation, biological process: regulation of transcription by RNA polymerase II. The record is from RefSeq and is a predicted model, not a curated record. Gene Ontology annotation, cellular component: nucleus.
AUGCACUUUGUUUUGUUUACAGCACAAAUUGAAGUGAUACCAUGCAAAAUUUGUGGUGACAAGUCCUCCGGAAUACACUAUGGAGUCAUCACAUGUGAAGGCUGCAAGGGAUUCUUUAGGAGGAGUCAACAGAACAAUGCCUCAUACUCCUGCCCAAGGCAGAGAAACUGUUUAAUUGACAGAACCAACAGAAAUCGUUGCCAACACUGCCGACUGCAGAAGUGUCUUGCCCUAGGAAUGUCUAGAGAUGCUGUAAAAUUUGGAAGAAUGUCCAAAAAGCAGAGGGACAGCCUGUAUGCCGAAGUCCAGAAGCAUCAGCAGCGAUUGCAGGAGCAACGGCAGCAGCAGAGCGGUGAAGCCGAAGCCCUGGCCCGCGUCUACAGUAACAGUAUCAGCAACGGUCUGAGCAACCUGAACAAUGAAACUGGUGGCACUUAUUCCAAUGGGCACGUCAUUGACCUGCCCAAGUCAGAGGGUUAUUAUAAUGUGGAUUCUGCCCAGCCCUCCCCAGAUCAGUCUGGCUUAGACAUGACUGGAAUCAAGCAGAUCAAGCAGGAACCUAUCUAUGACCUCACUUCUGUACCAAACUUGUUUACCUAUAGCUCUUGCAACAAUGGGCAAUUAGCUCCAGGGAUAACCGUGGUGGAAAUAGAUCGAAUUGCACAGAAUAUCAUUAAGUCCCAUUUGGAGACGUGUCAGUACACAAUAGAGGAACUACACCAGCUAGCCUGGCAAACCCACACAUAUGAAGAAAUCAAAGUAUACCAGAGCAAGUCAAGAGAAGCAUUGUGGCAGCAAUGUGCAAUCCAGAUCACGCAUGCCAUUCAGUACGUGGUGGAAUUUGCAAAGCGGAUAACGGGCUUCAUGGAGCUGUGUCAAAAUGAUCAAAUUCUACUUCUCAAAUCAGGCUGCUUGGAAGUGGUUUUAGUGAGAAUGUGCCGUGCCUUCAAUCCACUCAACAACACUGUUCUAUUUGAAGGAAAAUAUGGAGGGAUGCAAAUGUUCAAGGCUUUGGGUUCUGAUGACUUGGUUAAUGAAGCAUUUGACUUUGCAAAGAAUUUAUGUUCCUUGCAGCUGACCGAGGAGGAAAUUGCCUUGUUUUCAUCUGCUGUUCUGAUAUCACCAGAUCGAGCUUGGCUAUUAGAACCAAGGAAGGUCCAGAAGCUUCAGGAAAAGAUUUAUUUUGCACUUCAGCAUGUGAUCCAGAAGAAUCAUCUUGACGAUGAGACUUUGGCAAAGUUAGUAGCCAAGAUACCAACCAUCACUGCACUUUGCAACUUGCACGGAGAAAAACUGCAGAUGGUCCUCCAGCCCCUUCUUAAGAACCACAAAUGAAUAAGGAUUCUGCCAUUUCCCUAGGUAAGUUGUUCCAUUGUCCAACCAUUCUUUUUGCUAGGAAAAUCUUUUUGAAACUAAUCUGAUAUUUCCCUCAGUGACACUUAGAAACAAUUGUUCUUCCUUAUUGAGGAGGCACCUAAUAUUUCUCCAGUGGUAACUAAUGUAUCAGUAAUCCCUAAAACAGCAAUCUGAAUGUAUAGUGACAUGGAUUGAUUGUGCUCAUCUACUAGUAUUUUAUAAAACUAAUCCAUCCGCUCAGUUUACAUAAAAAUAAACAAGAAACGCACAAACAUUUGUGAGGAGAAGUGACUAGGGUGUGGCACUCAAAAAAAGUCCUCCACAUUACUGCAGAUGGUGAGGAUAAAACUGCAUACAGUGAGUUUAGUAGAUGUAUAAUACUUGCCUAUUUUUCUCAUCCCAAUGGUUCAACAAAGGAUGAGUGAAAGACGACGACAUUGGAUAUAGCAGCAAUAAAAUCUGAGUGUUAAUUUUUUUUGUAUGAACAUUUGCAGAAAAUGUUUGCUUUGCACGCUGUCUUCUGUAAGCUAACAAAAAGAAAAAGCUUCAUCUACUGUAGAUAUACCAGUGUUGAUAAUUUUGUUUUACAUAUUUGUUGGAUUUUGGAGGGGUGGAGCUGCUAACUUGCGACUGAAGAUACUGCUGUUGAGUGAGGGGGAAUGUAUGUUUGUUUCUAGAAAAGGCAGAGACCCUUUAGCAUCAAUAUGCAUUGGCAACAGUCAAGUAUGUUCAACGGCAAAUGGAGUUCAGACAUAAUUCGGGGGAAAUGUUUUCCUUGUUUUGUAUUGCAUUGCCACAUUGGUCCUUUAUUAUUCAAGCAGCAAAAGCCUCAAUCUAUUGAAGAAUAGUAUGGCAAGAUGGGCUGCUGCAAAGAACAGACUUUACCAUUAAGAGUGUUCUACUUAAAACAGAUUAUUAAAGAAAAAGCACUUAUAUUUGUCUCUGGGUAGAUUCCCAGCUUAAUGAAUCGAAGCAAAAUAGAUUAGUCUGUCAGCUUCUUCUAGGGAUCAAAUGCACUAUGAUUGUGGGGUUUUUUUUCCUUCUUCAAUGUGUCACUUCGAUGUCUGAAUCAGGCAAAAAAAAAUGUGUUAUUUAAUAUGAUAUUCUAUGAUAACAUGACUUUUUGAAGUUCUGUCAUGUAAACAUGCAUUCCUCUCUGGGUGAUGGGGAUUUGCUCCUGCACUUAUUUUGGAAAGCCACUGAAUGGCAUAACAAAUGUGGCUCUCUUUGCCUCUCCAGUUCCUGCAGCAUGGCCUACAGCAUGCCAGAUGCAGAGGCACGGUGAUUGUACUCGCAGCCAUAACUAAAGCACAACCCAAGUAUACUGAGCUUUCCAACCCCCAUUUGAAGCACUGUAGGUAGGAACGCUGCCAUACCUUUCAACUAACUUUUCCCCCAGGGCUGCUUCUUACAUUCCUUUUGGAUACACUCACAUUAGUCCAUGGCCAGCUCUUCUAUUGAAGGGGAGGAAUGUCACUCCUACAUAGUGAAGUGAAAUACUUAGCAGCCAAACAUUGCUAUGAUGGAGGCACCAUUUUAUGCAGGGAGGCAGCAAUGAUAAGGCAAAUAAAGGGAGUGAGAAGAACUGCAGCACUGCCUGGGGAGGAGAUGGAAGCACAAGAUGGGUGUAAAACAAAGCCACUGCCCAGGGUACCGUAAUGGCCCUGGAUAAAGUACACUUACCUCUAAGGGGUAUACAUAUCUGUCUCUCAUAGCCUAUGGACUGUUCUCUUUCAGGACUGAUAGAGGAACAAGAAGUGAUUGGAGCAAGGCUAUCAGCAUGGGUUGAUUUUUGUUUUAUGCUGUGGCUACUGUUUGUGUGAACCAGAGGCUUAGGCCCAGGAAACUUUAGAAGCCACCUUCUCCCUAGGGUCCCAGUACAAGCUUGGCCAUCCAUGAAGAACACCUUCUACUGAUACCAUCAGUGUGCUAAGUUCUGUAAAAGUAGGGUACAAAGAAUGUAAUUCUUUUGCCUCUCUGUUAUGGAGCACCAUCAGACCUGCCAAAGUCUGAACCAUAAGCACUUCAAAUCCUACCUGCUUGGGCUCAUCUUAGGGCCUUAAGAUUAAAUCAGAAAGAUAGGAGAAUUUAAUUGCUAAUAAUUGGCUAUCCCCCUUGAAUCUUAUACACACAGACAACAAGCCAUGGUGGAUCAUCACUUCCUGGAAUUCCUUUGAAAUGUGGAUAAACCAGGCUAUAAACCAGAAUAGUCUUCAGGCUUCUCUGUGAUGUAUCAGAGCAUUCACAUGAAUGGUCAUAACCCUACUAAAAAAAACCAACCCUCAAAUCACUCCAUGAUGGCUUUGCUACUUUGGUUCUUUAGCUCUCCCAUCAUAAUUGUUCAUAUUCUCAAACAUGAAUGUGAAUCUCAAGGAUGUAGUUUAAAAAGCAAUGCCAGAAGCAGUCCUCGGGUGACUACCAAGUCAAAGUAAUUUGAUCUGGUUAUAAGUGAGAGACAAUUUACUUCAUUUAGGAACUGGAAUACUGUACCUACUAAAUCUCAUUACUUACCACUCAACUCUCUCCUGUCUGCCUCAUUGAUCAACACUGAAGAAAAUCACAAACAAAAUAAAACCUGAGUAUGUAUUGUAGAAAUGUAGAAGACAAAUACAAUAUUUUUUCAAAUGGAAUUACUUUUAAUAUAUACUCGCAGAAGGUCUAAUACUACGUAUGCUGUCUGUAAUUUUUUCCUGUAAAUAACUUUGGGACAGUAAAAACACUGAUUUUUUUUCUAUGUCUGUUUAAGCAUAAGACUUUGUAAUGCUUUUUUAAAGAGAAAAAAAAACAUCAAAGAGCAAAUUAUGUACUUGCUUCCUAUGAGUGUAAUGUACUCUUCAGUUUUUUAUGGAAACUGAUUGUAAUAGAUAAAGCCUUUUGAACAGCCUUGGUGUUUAGUGUCAUACUCCUGUUUUAUAACAGAGAGGGGGGCAGAGCUGUCGAUGAACCCUGUUCCAAGUCAGAUUCUAACUGAACAUUGUGCCGAGACCCACAGACUUCAAAAAUUCCAUUUGCAAGACUAUUACUCAAGCAAAUGAUGAUUCCCUUACAGCAUAUGGGAGCAAUCUAUUUGGGAAGUUGUUUGGCGCAGGUCCCAUUGAAAUGAAUGAGAGCUGUAUAAGACCAGAGUACUGCACAAUGCUCGUAGGGCAUACCCAUAGUGCUGCCACAAUUCAGUGGGAUUUGCACAGGAAAACAUCCUGGUGGAUUGGGGUUUAUGUCUUUUGACUAGCCCUUCCAGUAUGAAUUAAUCCUUCUCUCCAGUGAACAAAAUAUUUUUGUACUCUUUCCAUUUCUUAUUUAAAUCUGAGGUCAGAUCACUCAGUAGCUACAAGAUGAAGCCAUAACUGACCUUCACCAAAUAAAUGUUUUAAGGAUCAUAAUGGGACAAAAUAUCUCCAGUGUAGUAACAGCUAUGAAAAGGGUGUGGGGGGGGGAGGCAGGAGCAAAAAUCAAGUGCAAAUGUUUUGGGCUGCCUUUGCAGGUACCCAGGUUUGAUUUUCAUGGCUAGUAUUUUAUGAUGACCCAUUUAUUUUAAGAAAGAUAUUUAGAUUUAAAUAAAACUUUCUAAUAUUUUUUGAAAAAUCCCUAGAAAUGCUUCCUUGCUUUUAGAAUUAUGAGAGAAAUCAAUUUUCAUAUUCUUCCAAGUUUCAAAGUUUUAAUAUUUUUAUCCUAUUUCCAGUAAUUUUUGUUAACGUGAAGUGAGAUGUACAUCUCUGUAACUUUGGAGCCACAAGUUAUUUGGUGCUUGGCUGUAGCUGUUAUUGUUGUGAGUUUAUUUUAUCUCCCUUUUAGGAGUAGUUUGCAACUUUAAUCAAGCAUGUUCACCGCCGUUGGGGGAAAAAUGCAUCAGAGUUGUGUUGCCGAUAAACAAACAUAUACAAAAAUGCCCAGUUGGAAAAGUUCACUUUAAAACAAUUUUAAGAAUGAUUUUCUUGAACAAAGCACUUCAUAGCCUCAAUAAUUUUCCCCCGUGAAGCUUAAUUGUAUGACAAUAUGAAUUACAACUGUAUUUUAUUGGCCUGUAGAUGAAGAAAGCAAACAUACAAACAGUUGACAUAAAACAUUUGUUUGACAGCUGCAGUUUCCUUCUGAUCUCUCUCUCUCCUUCUCUCUCUCUCUCUACACUUUCUCCCUUGUUUAAUAUUUAUGUGCACGUGAGUAAAAAAACAAAACUACAGCCUGAUUCAUUUAGAAAGUGACCAUUUUUUUUCUUAUAAAUGUUUUAGGACCAGCAUCCCCCCCAUCAAAAUUUUUAAAAGGUUUUAUAUUUCUUUAGAAUGUAAUAGCUUUUUUGUCUUAUUUUUGUCCUGUAAGUUAUUAGUUCAAUACUGUUAGCAUUCCAUAAUAAUGCACACAUGAUUUUUGAAUGUUUUCUGUAUAUGACAAUCAAUGUUGAUGAAGUUCCUUUCUUUAAUGCUGAACAAAAUUAAAAAAUGCAUAAGAAAACAA